Molecule: messenger RNA, 435 nt
Organism: Neomonachus schauinslandi (Hawaiian monk seal)
Lineage: Eukaryota; Metazoa; Chordata; Mammalia; Carnivora; Phocidae
Product: tRNA-splicing endonuclease subunit Sen15-like
Exons: 2
Coding region: 1-399 (132 amino acids)
Biological process (GO): tRNA splicing, via endonucleolytic cleavage and ligation
Molecular function (GO): nucleic acid binding
Source: RefSeq, a predicted model, not a curated record
AUGGCGGAGCGUGGCGAUUCCGAGCCCACCCCGGGCUGCAGCGGUCUGGGCCCGGGCGGCAUUCUCGGCGGCGGCCGCGCCGCCCACUCAUGGGCCCUGGAGGACGCCUGGAUGGGCACCCACCCAAAGUAUUUAAAAAUGAUGGAAUUAGAUAUAGGAGAUGCCAGCCAAGUUUGCAUAGCAUUCUUGGUUUACCUGGACCUCAUGGAGAGUAAAAGUUGGCAUGAAGUAAAUUGUGUUGGAUUACCAGAUCUCCAGCUCAUCUGCCUUGUCGGUCCUGAGAUAGAAGGAGAAGGAUUACAGACUGUGGUGCCUACACCCAUCAGUGCUUCCCUCAGCCAUAACAGGAUAAGGGAGAUCUUGAAGGCAUCUCGAAAAUUGCAAGAAUAUUUCCCUUAGAAGAUGACAUCUAUACUUCCUGAUGCUUACUGUGAG